Messenger RNA from Chiroxiphia lanceolata (lance-tailed manakin), 2087 nucleotides. It is a transcript of the gene MXD1, whose product is annotated as MAX dimerization protein 1. The record is from RefSeq and is a predicted model, not a curated record. Gene Ontology annotation, molecular function: protein dimerization activity; DNA-binding transcription factor activity, RNA polymerase II-specific; RNA polymerase II cis-regulatory region sequence-specific DNA binding. Lineage: Eukaryota; Metazoa; Chordata; Aves; Passeriformes; Pipridae. The transcript has 5 exons. The coding region runs from base 53 to 793 and encodes 246 amino acids. Gene Ontology annotation, biological process: negative regulation of transcription by RNA polymerase II.
CAGAGGCCGCCGCGCCCCCCCCGCCGCCGGACCGGCCCGUCCCGGCCCCGCCAUGGCCGCCCCCCCCCGCCUCGGCAUCCAGAUGCUGCUGGAGGCCGCCGAGUUCCUGGAGCGGCGGGAGCGAGAGGCCGAGCACGGUUACGCCUCGCUGAGGCCCGGCGGCAAGGACGGGGAGGCCUCGCGGCGCCGCGCCAAGGCCCGCAGGAGCAGCAGCGGCGGCAGGUCGACACACAAUGAGAUGGAAAAGAACAGGCGUGCCCAGCUCCGGCUGUGCCUGGAGAGGCUCAAGGGGCUGGUGCCCCUGGGGGCGGCGGCCGGGCGGCACACGACCCUCAGCCUCCUCACCAGGGCCAGGCUCCACAUCCAGAAGCUGGAGGACCUGGAGCGCCGAGCCCUGCACCAGAUCGAGCAGCUGCAGCGGGAGCAGCGGCACCUCCAGCGGCAGCUGGAAAAGCUGGGAAUGGAGCGGGUCAGGAUAGACAGCAUCGGCUCCAGCCUGUCCUCCGAGCGCUCCGACUCGGACCGAGGUGAGACCCCACUCCGGGGGACGGCCGGCGGGAGGUCCGGCCCUGCUGGGACUCCAACCGUUCCCAUUCCUCCGGCAGAAGAGAUGGAUGUGGAUGUGGAGAGCACGGACGACCUCCCGGCCGACCUGGACUGGAGCAGCAGCAGCCCCAGCGACUCGGACGAGCGCGGGAGCCUCCAGAGCCUGGGCAGCGAUGAGGGGUAUUCCAGCUCCGGCGGGACCAGGGCGAAGCCGGCGAGCGGCCGGAAGCUUCCCCUCGGGAUGUAGGAAGCGCUUCCCGCGGCCGUUCCAGCGGCGCCGUUCCCAUGGGAUCCCGUUGGCCAGCACACCGACCCCCCCCCACGUCCCCUGCACAUCCCGCCGAUCCCGCUGCUCCCGGGGCUCCGCUCGCACCCGCCGGCUCCUCGGCCCGGCCAGGAUCUCCUCAUCCAGGCCCUACAUUCCAGCCACGCUUGGAAGCGCCUGGGAAUAUCGUGGCAGUAACAGUGACCUCCAGAGCCUUCGCUGGGUUCUGUCCCAGGCUGUCACCGCCCGGUAUUCCCAAUCUUCUCCACAUUUGGCCGGCGACAUCGUGUUCCUGACGCUCAGGACCCAAAAGCUGAGUUUUUGGGAGCAGAUCCGAAGGCAGAACCGGCCUCUUGUGGAAUUUCCACCUGGGAGAGAGCAGAGCCAAGCUGAGAACCCGCCCACGGAGCAUUUUGGGUGGGCACAGGGAUCGACCUCAGUCGGGGGGUUCCUCCCCCCCCGACUCUAAAUAUUCAGGGACACCUCAUCCCGGCCCUGCCGAGGUCCCGGAGCAUUCCCGGCGUGGGGAAUGGCAGCCCCCCCUCGGAACAGCCACCUCCAGGCUGGGAAGUUUCUGCCCUCCAUAAACCCAAACGGGGCGUCCCACCUCCCGUGGCAUGGCAUUCCAGACUCCUGGAAUUCCUCUCCACGCUUCCAGUCUCGGGGACAGUAUUUUCUACCUCGGAGGGAGCCCCCGGCCUCUCUCCACCCCUUCAGCACAAAGAUGAUGCCUCCGCUCAGCAAUAACCCCGUGGGACCCCCCGGAUCGGCCCUGGAGCUCUUCUCCAUCCAUCCGGGAUCUUCCCAGGCUCAUGGAGGGUUCCAGAAGCCCCCGAGGGCACGGGGGUCCCGAGCCGGAGCGCACUGAGCUGUCCGUGGUGUUCAUUCAGUUCCCGGUGCACUGGAGGGAACAUUCCCACCACUUCCUGCUUUUAGAGCUGCUCUGGGAAUGUUGGCACUUGGAACUCUGCUUUCCACACCUUCCUUUUCCCUUCGACCACUCCAGGGGUUUUCCAGCCCCUCGGGACCCUCUCGCUCCAGCCCCGUGGGGUCAGUGAGUCCUCAGUGUCCGGCAGAGAGCUCUCCAAGGGCUUUUCCCAGUGCUGGGAUGAAAAACAGGCUCUGAGGGCCCCUUUUCUUCAGGAAUUGCAGGUGCUGAGAGGCACCAAGAUGCUCCACGGAGUGCAAGGGGAUGAGGGGGAAACUCCAGUUCUUUUCCUUUUUCCUGUCCCAUUUUCCUUCCUAUUUCCCAUCUUUCCUUUCCUUUCCUUUCCUU